ACGCAACACGAUUGGACGUCCGCGUGAGUGGAGCCGGGGCCACAGAGCCAGCGUGUCCCAAUCGAUACGCAGCUAGUCGAUCAGCAUGAAGUGGCAGAACUGUGGCGGCGUAGGGUCCAGGUGCGUCAGACGCGCUCUGUUGUUCGUGUUCGUCUGGGGCCUGGUGAUGAUCGCAGCGGUGCAAUUCCGUCAUGCGGAGAACAGCCUCAGAGAGACACCAACGGCCGAGGAGUCCGCCAACGACCUUCUCCUCGACGACAUCUAUCGUCGACGCGAGAUAAUGAAGAACCGUGGCUCUUCCAGUCUUGGUCUCUCCAGAUAUCUCUUGCAAAGGUCCUCGGCAGACUCCAGUUUCUCAAAUUCCGGUGGUUCCAGCCUCUUAACCACUUUGACCACCAUAUCCAACAAUCCAACGAAAAAUCCUUCAGAGUUGGAGCCAUUGUUGGAUAAAAGACCGGCGAAAACAGAGGAAGAGUUGAUCGAGGAAAUAGAACAGAGGAUACCUAGUCUGCCUUUAGCUUACUGGAACAAGAACAGCAAAUAUCCUGCUGGUCAGAGCAAGACUAAAGGCAAUUAUAGCUGUUCCAAUCUGAAAUAUCCCUCUAUCUACGAUAUAGAGUUUAAUAACGUUUACUGGCAAACGAUGCGGACCGGUAACGGCACGUUUCAAUUGUUCGGUGCUUAUUACGACUGUAGAAAGUUGUCGAGAAUAGGGCCAGCCGUUAGGAUCGUCGGGAUGAUCGAUAGAAUCGAGCCUAUCGUAAGGACUCACUGUCAAUUUUGGUACGACGGAGAAAGAGAUCCUAUCAUUGUCAAGACCAUGGAGUAUAAAUACAUCUGGUACCCUAAAUGGGGUAACUACAAACAGGGAAUCUAUCAGCCGUACGUAAUCGCCUGCAAGAUUCCCCAGUCUCAUUGGUCAAAGGGACCUCCGGCUUCGGUCUCUAUGGUAGAAAAGAACUGCGACACUCCCAGCAAUAAUCUUAGAGUCAUAUACAAUAAGCCAGAACGUAAAAAAGAUUUCGCUGUCUGUGUGAAGGGUCUAGAUUUCCUUCACGAGGAUUUGUCUGUCAGGCUGGUUGAAUGGAUCGAGUUAAUUAGCCUGUUAGGCGCGGACAAGAUCUUCUUCUAUCAGCUCCAGGUUCAUCCUAACGUGACAAAGAUUCUAGAUCAUUAUCAGAAAUUAGGAAUGGUCCAUGUGACCCCGCUGACGUUACCCGGUGGGCAACCUAACGUUCCUGCUUUUCAACACAUGUAUCUGACAAAGAAGACCAAUCAUAAGAGACAGAACGAACUGAUCCCUUAUAACGACUGUUUGUACAAGCAUAUGUACGAGUACGAAUAUAUCGCUUUAUUGGAUGUGGACGAAGUGAUCAUGCCAGUGAAAGACGCCACGUGGCAGGAUUUGAUGAAGAGGGUGCUGCAGAAAGCGUUAAAGAUCAGAAACGAGACUAGGGCUUCGUAUAACGUGAGAAACGUGUAUUUCCUCGACGAUUUGUUGCACUCGCAUGGGUACUUUAAGGGCAUGCCAAAGUACAUGCAUAUGUUGCAGCACGUCUAUCGUUCGCAAAACUUUACGAAACCUAAUCAGUACAUCAAGUGCUUCCACAAUCCGGAGAGGGUGGUGACCUUGCACAAUCACUUCCCUUUGGCCUGUUUGGGCGCCGGUUGCACCAGUUACCCCAUAGAGACCGAGGAUGCUCAACUUCAGCAUUACAGAGCGGAUUGCGUGAAAUCGUUGAAGAAGACUUGCGUCCAAUAUCGCGAGAACAGCGUGUUAGACACUACGAUAUGGCGAUACAAGGACCAAUUGAUCGAAAGAGUCACCAGGACGUUGGAAACUCUUGGUUUCUUUGGACCGAGCUAGCGAGAAUCAGGCUUCCUGACUUUCUAUUUCGUGUGCUAUCGACGACGAAGCUCGAAACCGUUUAGAAUCGUUUCCUCCGUUCGUCUCGUUUCUCCUUCUAUCGAUUUCCUUUAAAACGGUCCAACGUGCGAGAAGUUUGCUACUCGAAUGGUCGCUAGGAACGCGUUUGCUUCGAUCAACGAAGAAUUUUUAUCGAUUCCGAUGUUUAACUAUACAAAUUUUUUUCUACAAAACUUUCCAUUCGGAUCGAACAUUCGUUGCGUUACGGUGGUUUGCUCGAAAUAUUUUUUGAAACCAAAGUACGACGAUGCCUUGACGAACAGAAUAUAUCGAUGCCUGAAAUAUUAACAAGUACCAUAUUCUAGUUCCGUGUUUUUGCAAAUACCUUAAACAAAUUAUUUCGUGAAUAAUUUAAGAAUCUCUUAUUUGUCUUUUAUAAAAAUAUUACGUAUCUUCUUAUUGUUAUCGAUUCUUCGCGAUUCGACAAAAACUCGAUGUGCCGUAAGAAAAAAGAAUCGGUGAUUAUGAGAACGAAGCGUCGCGAUUCACCGACACGUUCGAGGAAGAAAAGGCUGUGUAAAUCGGACAGAACGUACGGCGACGAUUAGAAUAAUCUAUAGGAUAAGGAUAAGGAUAGCGUUAAUGAUUUCUCAAUUUGUGCCACUGGACGAAAUGUAAACUCGAUUCGUGGAAUCGUAGAUCGGAAACGUAACUUUUUUGCUCAACGUCCUUCGAGAUAGCCACGAAUUAUUUGGUUCUCGAUCAGUUAUGCUGUCACGUGUGUGACACGCUUUUUACGAAAUCGAAUAUCGUCAAACGCAAUUGAAAGACUGGCAACUAAUCACGGUUGCACUUGAAAUUCGAACCGAGGGAAACCCGUUUCGUCGUGUAACGCGAAAUACCUUGUUUCUAAUAAUCAUAUCAUUCGAUACAUCGAAUUUUAUCAACUAGAGAAAUUCAAAUUUUUAACAAUUUGUGCAAUGUAUCGCGUACUAUUAAAUUAUAUAAUUCAAGUAUUUGGAAAUAUUUGGAUAUUAAAUUCCGAACUUGAAAAUUCCGAACCUUAAAAAAAAUAGAGAUUUUGGCUGUUUUUUAAUAUCCGAAUAUUUGCAAAAUUUAUUAGAACGAAUCAGUCGAUUUCCUAAAUUAGCGAACGCCAACCGAACGUUCGAUCAGGCGAAUGUUUCGAGUAAUUUGAAAAGUCAAAUAGUGUUCGACUUGCUCGAAAAAUUCGAGAACCGAAGAGACGAGAUCGUCGCGUUAAAGGGAACGCUGGUUACGUCGUAUAUUUCGAAUUCGAAAGAGAAGAAUCAAAGAAA
This is a messenger RNA of Bombus pascuorum, 3186 nucleotides long. RefSeq lists its product as uncharacterized. Bases 86 to 1867 code for a protein of 593 amino acids. NCBI's taxonomy places the organism in Eukaryota, Metazoa, Arthropoda, Insecta, Hymenoptera, Apidae. The transcript is spliced from 2 exons. The record is from RefSeq and is a predicted model, not a curated record.